AAGCUUCAUUACCGACAACUUUUGGAAGAUGGUGAGGACAUUUAUAGUAGUCCAUAUGAGAACAUGGCUCCAAAGGAUUGGCGUCACUUGAUCGAUGAUGUAUGGACCACCGACAAGCACAAGAGGAAGACAGCAGCCGAAAUAAAAAAUAGGGGACAGCUGGGUCUCGGUGGUCAUUGUUCGGGGUCUCGAUCAUUUGUUGCAGGGAUGACUACACCGCUGGAGGAUAAUGGAUAUGCAAACCUUGAAUUUCCAGAAUUCUAUGAGAAAAUGAAUACCAAGAAGGAUAAUACUUGGAUCGAUGAUAUUUGCGGUGCAAACCACGUAGUCAAAGAUGCUUAGCCAACGAGAAGAAUCUUCUCAGUCCGGUGUACAGUGGACACCCAAGGGGAUGUCUGGAGAUGUUCUUGGGAAGAGGAAGAGGUACUCUAAUACUUGCAUUUUGUAUACAUGCUUCAUUGGCAAAUAAGUGUUUUAUUAGUAAGUUGACUCAAUUUUAGUUCAAUAGAGCAAGUACCUAUAAAGACAGUCAUUUGGGAUGAGAAUAUAUUAGCUUGAUGAAAAUAUAAGUGUUCAUUUUGUAGGAGUGUGAGUACAGAGCUGGUGCUAAUUGUUAACGUAGAUAUGUUUCUUGUUUGAGGAUAUAAUUGGUUUGAGGGUAGGUUGUUUUAAUUAGUGGUGCUUGAGGAGCUAGGUUAUUACAAGUACAUACUUGGAUUUGGGGUCGGCUCAAAGCCCACUUCCUCUUCUUCGAAAACUGAUAUCGCAUCAUAGGCACGAGAUGAAGAACUGCAGAAUUAUAAAGCAAAUAUGGAGAAAAUAGAGAUGGAGCGUGAGGAGGAGAAGAGAGAGCGUGAGCAGAAGAGGAAGGAGCGUGACCAAGAGAGGAAAGAGAGUGAGGAAAAGAAGAGACAACGUGAGGAAGAAAGGAGAGAGUACGAGGCAGGGCAGAAGAAGAUGGCUGAUCGUCUACUUCUGUUGGAGGAAAAGACAAAAGCACAUAGUUCACCUACCCAUCGUGGAGGGCACUUCAUCACUUCCACUUCUACUGGGAGAGAGAGUGAGAAACAGAGGAGACAGCAAGAGGUGGUGCAGAAAAAUAAGGAAGAUCUUGUACUUAUAUGGCAGGAAAAUACAAAAGCAGUUGGUCAACGUACGUAUCAAUCAUGGAGGGCACAUCUCUUCCACUUCUACUGGUUGUAGGAGGGCACAUUGAUGGAUAAUGGUGAACUUCCCCACAGCUCGAGUAUACUUUUUUGGCACAUUGAUGCUUUUUGUUUGGACGACGAGAUCACGAUGAACUUCACAGCUCGAGUAUUACUUUUUGGCGUGUAGAUGCUUUUGGUUGGGAAUGCGACUAUUUGGAGAAGAACCUUAUAUAUUAUAUUACAAAGAUUUAGGUUAUUUCGAGGGUAUAUGUAUAAUACUGUGAUGGUUAUUGCACUAUGGUUAGGCAUAGUUGAAUAUUGUGUAUUAUGGCAAUGGUUAUGAUUUUGGAUUUUAUAUAUAUGAUGGUUAAAGCAUA
Rhododendron vialii is the source of this 1525-nucleotide messenger RNA. RefSeq lists its product as uncharacterized. The transcript has 5 exons. Lineage: Eukaryota; Viridiplantae; Streptophyta; Magnoliopsida; Ericales; Ericaceae. Bases 64 to 342 code for a protein of 92 amino acids. The record is from RefSeq and is a predicted model, not a curated record.